AUGUCGCGGCUCACACAGCUGUUGAAGCGCUUCCGGCUACCUCCAGAGACGACCGCUGUGGAGCUGCGCAAAGCCUACUUCAGGGAGGCGAAGCUGCUGCAUCCGGACCGUAAUCCGAGCAGCUGUGGCGCACAGGCUUUUGCUCAGCUGAAUGCCGAUUUCGAGGAGGCGCAGAAGCUCCUGCAGGAGCCGGAGUGCCGGAGAGCUCGCGAAGGCGUAGACUUCUCCUUCGAGGACGGCAAGAGGUGGUCCGCUGCUUCGUGGGCAGCUCGGUCCCAGGCGCCUCCCCACUUCCGGGGCUUCCGCGAAGCCCAGGAGGUGACCCCAGACCCGGCGGUUCCGGUGGUGGGCCUGCCACCCGAGGUGGUGUACACCUUCACUGCCCUCGCCUCCGCCGCGCUCGUCCUCGGGUUCCUGUACCACCUCUCCCAGGAGCUCACCCCUCCCCGGCGGCACUGCCAGCACGCUGUGCUUCUGCCCAGCGAGCGCAGCCCGCAACUCCGGGCGGCGCUGGAGCGUCUCCGGAAGGCCGACGGCACGCCCGAGGUCCCCUUUGCGGCACACGCGGCGCAUCGCGCGGCGGCGGCCAACGAGAUCUUGGAGGAGGUCCUCCGCGACGACUCCUCGGCGUUGGACUUGGUGUCGGCGCUGCCGCUGCCUUGUCGCGAGCGCAUCGUCGCGGCGCACGCGACCCUCGUCUUCCAGACGAGGUCCAGGCCCCUCCCGCCGCACCUCGUCGCAGCCUACCUACGCGGCUUCGGCGAUGGCGCCCUCCUCCUUCCCCGCCAAGGCGCCGCCGCCACCAUUGCCGACCUCACCCACGCCCGCUCCGGCGGCGACCACCCCGACGACGGCGCCUUCCGUGGCUGGCGACGCCUAUACGUCGUCGAACCGGAACUGGAGGGCCCGGCGGAUCUCCCGCCGGUUGGCCAGCCGGUCUCCUAUGGCCCGCCAUCGUCGUCGGCGGGCGGCAGGCCCUUCAUCCCGGCGGCCAUGGACGACGACUCCGAGGAGGUUGUCGCCCCCACCGCCGCCAUGGUCGCGCAGAUCUCCGACUCCGACGACGACCCGCCGACGGCGGUGAUCCCCGGCGACCUCCCGUCGACCCAGAUCACCAACGUCGCGCCGAACGCCGUGGAGCCCGUCGUCGUCGCCGCGGAGCCGAUCCCCGCCUCCAACGACACGAUCACCAUGGCGCCGAGCACGGCGGUGGACCUGACUCCCGCCACCCCCGGCGACGGCCGCUUUCCCCAACGCUUCGCCACGGUGCCCAGGGCGGCACGCGCCGGCGACGCCUGCCCGCCGGCCACGACGCCGGCACGCCUGGAGGAGAUCCAGCGCCAGAUUGACGCCGAGUUGGCGUCCGCGCCGCCGCCGCCGCUGCCGCCCCAAGACGCGGAGCUGGACAGGCUCCACGUCGCGGCGCUCCAGGAGACCCGGGACAACGCCCAGGCGGCGGCGAGGCUGGAGGCCGCCAUCGCCGCCAACGGCGAGGAGUACGUCGCCUACAAGGCCAGGGUGGAGCGUCGCGGCGCCAGGGCGGAGCAUCUUCCGGCGCCCUCGUCGGACCUGGCGCGGCUGCUGGUCUCGACGUACGGCGACCUCGUUCGGCGGGAGGAGGCCACCGCCGACGGCGCCGUCAUGCCCAGGGCGGCGGAGGCGCCCUAUUGGGUCCUCACGGCGCUGCCGACGGGCGUCUGGGGCGGCCGCAUACCUGGCGAGGACGCCGCGGCGGGGCGCUUCAUCGUCGGUUGGUGCGCCCACCGGACCGACAUUCGCCGCAUUUUUGAGAACCCACCGGCGGGACCGCCGUCGUCGUCGACACUGCAGUGGCUCCAGACCCUGCGCGGAUCGGCCCUUUGGCCCAUGGACCCCCCGCCACGAGCCAAGACACCCGCCGUCGACGAGACCAUCUCGGAGGACGCCCUGGAGCCCGCCCUUGAAUGGGUGCUCAAGGUGGCGAGCAUGUGGCGCCACGACCUCCGCCGCAGACGGGGCGUGGUCCAGGAGCUCAAGUCCAUGGUCGAGGACAUGGAGGACACGACCAAGGAGUGGGACAGACCGACGCAAGUGCCGCUUCUGCUCCACCUCCUGCGGGACGCCGGCUACCCCGACGUCAAGUCCCUCUCCGACGACCUCUCCGACGGCUUCGACAUGCUCGGCGAGAUCAAGCCCUGGCCAGGCCAGGGACGACGACAGGUACUCCGACCCGGCCACGAUGCAGGAGCUGAGUACCUGUUCAAGAGGCUUCCUAUGGCCAGGCCCGGCGCCCACGCCGACGCCCUCCUGGCCGAACUCGUUCAGGAGCGUCGACUCGGCCGGGUCAUCCGCCCGGCCCGGGCCCCGCCGGACUGGCCGGUCAGGACCGUGGCACUGCCCCACGUCCAGGACAUGACGAUGCUCGUCGAGCCGCCGGACCAGGACAUCUUCGUCGCGGCGUCCUUCCCCAUCAUCCAGGUCGACGAAAACGGCGACGAGAAGCUGCGCCGAGGCGAGGACUGGAGGCGGUCCGGGCACAACAGCACGGUCAAGGCCACCGACGUCCCGACGCGCCACUUCGUCGGCGACUUCGUCGACCUGGCGCGUCGCUUCGCGCAGUGGGCAGUCAAGCACCCGGCGCACUCGGGCACCUUCCUGGCCACGGAGCACGGCGUGACGCUGUGGUUUCACCUCGCCAUGUGCUUCGGCGCCGCGGCGUCUGUCUGGAACUUCAACCGCGCCGGCGACGCCCUUCAGGUGCUGCUGCGCCACCUGCUCCUCUUGGCGGUGGGGCACUAUGUCGACGACUUCAACGCCCUGGACUUCCCCGAGGCCGCCCAGGACGCGCACGACGCCUUCUCCGACGUCUUCUCCUUGCUGGGACUCAAGACGAAGGCGUCCAAAGCGCAACCUCCACAGUCGGCGCACACAGUCCAGGGCGUCCUGUUCGAGGUCACGUCGCAGGGCGUCCGGCUCUCCCCGACGGAAAGGCGCCGGAAGAAGCUCCUGCUCGCCAUCGAGGAGGCACUGUCGUCUGACCAGCUGGCGCCGCACGUCGCCCACCGCUUGGCGGGCAAGCUGGCCUUCCUCACGCAGGCCAUCUUCGGCGCCCUCGGGAAGGCUGCCCUUAAGCCCAUCUACGCCAGGUCGGCGGACGCUGCGGCGGCCUCCGAUGACAGGCUGUCGCUGGGCCUUCGCGCCGCGCUGAUGGCGCUCAGAGGCAUCCUUCGGCGGGUGCAGCCGAGGUUCAUCCCCUUCCAACCGUCCACCUCUCGACGAGCCGUCCUCUAUGCCGACGCGUUCUUCCAGGAGGGCGACGUGGUGCACAAAGCGGGGUUCGUGCCACGGUCUGCCCAGGCGCGCCCGGCGGACCGGUGGACCAACGGCUGGGGCUUCGUGCUGGUCAUCGACGACGAGGUCUUCUACAGCAGGGGCGUCGUCCCGGCGAAGGCGUUCAUCUACGUCCUGGAGAUCGUCGCCCAACUCCUGCCGCUGCUGGCGUUCGGCGACCGUCUGCCCAGCUUCUGGACGGCGUACAUAGAUAACGCCGCUGGACAGUGGGCGCUCCUCAAAGGGUAUGGAAAGGACGACGCCGUCAACGGCGUCCUUUCGGCCUUCUGGGCCUCAGCGGCGCGCCACUGCUGGUUCCCUGAGUUCGUCCGCGUCCCGUCGAAGGCCAACAUCUCCGACGCGGUGUCCAGAGACGACCUCCGCCAGGCCUCGGCGGAGGGUUGGUCUUGGCUGGACCUCCCCGGCGACGACAUCCUGAACGUUCUCCUGCGCGCCGCCGACGACCUCGAGUUCGCCACCGACGAAGCGGCGUCGGCGCUCGCAUCUUUGUCCUCUGAGUGGAGUUUCGGUGCCGGCGCGUAG
This is a messenger RNA of Symbiodinium natans, 3852 nucleotides long. The record is from the annotation of a GenBank genome assembly. Lineage: Eukaryota; Dinophyceae; Suessiales; Symbiodiniaceae.